GAGAGCAUCGUGGGUUGAUCAUAUACGUCGUUUGCGGUUGUUUUGUUUUGGAAUUAUGUGAAGCGCCGUCCGUGGCGCCGCGCCACAAAGUGUUAUAUCCACAGACGGUACCAAGCGCCACGACCCGAUAUCCUUCCGUCCCUCCUCUGUCCCUUCCCAAGGCAGAAAACCAGCAAAACCAGCAAAACCAGCAGGCCAGCGCUCAGCUUCCUCCUUAUCACCUCGCAACGUGUCGCUCGGAUAUCACAAAGCCGUGCAGGGACAGAAUUAAUACAGUGUCGCCACGACCAUCUUCGAAAACACUCCAAUCUUUUCGGAAUGAGUUGAUCAAUCAACAGCGAGCAUGUGCCAAACGGAAAGAUAGUGGCGUAAACCCACGUGACUGUCGUUCCUUUUAAUUUUCACCCACCACCAUGGGAAAAGCAAAGAAAACGCGGAAAUUCGCAGCUGUAAAACGCAUGAUCAGUCCCAAGGACAUUCGCUUAAAAGAAAAUCAGGCGAAACUGCAGAAAAAGGAAGAAGAGACCAAGGCAAAAGCCGUUCGACGGGUUGCACCUGUUGCCUCGUCCUUGUUCCUGGCCCAUAACACGGCGCUAGUCCCUCCUUAUCGUGUCCUCAUAGAUACCAAUUUCAUCAAUUUCUCUCUCCAAAAUAAGCUCGAACUCGUUAGUGGGAUGAUGGACUGUCUGUAUGCCAAAUGUAUACCUUGUGUCACAGACUGCGUUAUGGCCGAACUCGAGAAACUGGGACACAAGUACCGUGUCGCUCUUCGCGUCGCUCGAGAUCCCCGAUUCGAGCGUCUGCGCUGUACACACCCCGGAACCUAUGCAGACGAUUGCCUCGUUCAAAGAGUUUCUUCCCACAAAUGCUACAUCGUAGCGACAUGCGAUCGCGAACUUCGGCGACGCAUUCGUCAAAUACCAGGCAUCCCACUGAUGUACAUCGUUCGGAGGAAGUACGCCAUCGAGCGCUUACCCGACCAGGGUGCACCGACUUGACCGGGUACCAUCUAUUUUGUCCUUAUUGUAUUGUAUCAUUAAAUCGUACUAUUAGAUGUUUCCAUUUCGGUCUCAUUCACUACAACGUGUUCCGGCGCCCUGCCAGACAGUUGACUGACGUUCCCACAGCAAAAUGGAGCCGACCGGAACUCCCCAAAAAAACAUAAGCAGGGAAGCAUUUGGUGGAUCCCGAUCUCCGUUUGAUGUCGUAACUAGCAAUAUUCUGUCCUCAUUAGUUUCGCUUCAACGCCAGCCUUCCAUCCAUCAGCCUCAUUCCAACUCUGCAUCGUGACGGUCCUAGAUUCAUCCUCCCGGGCGCCGUGGCUAUACCCAACUCGGCAUUCGAACGCCACACCAAGCA
This is a messenger RNA of Guyanagaster necrorhizus, 1359 nucleotides long. Its product is annotated as Fcf1-domain-containing protein. NCBI's taxonomy places the organism in Eukaryota, Fungi, Basidiomycota, Agaricomycetes, Agaricales, Physalacriaceae. The transcript is spliced from 7 exons. The record is from RefSeq and is a predicted model, not a curated record. Gene Ontology annotation, cellular component: small-subunit processome. Bases 414 to 998 code for a protein of 194 amino acids.